Notothenia coriiceps (black rockcod) is the source of this 390-nucleotide messenger RNA. Its product is annotated as filamin-C-like. Gene Ontology annotation, biological process: actin cytoskeleton organization. Gene Ontology annotation, molecular function: actin filament binding. The record is from RefSeq and is a predicted model, not a curated record. The transcript has 2 exons. NCBI's taxonomy places the organism in Eukaryota, Metazoa, Chordata, Actinopteri, Perciformes, Nototheniidae. The annotation marks the transcript as partial.
GGCAACAUGUCAGUCACCGUGUGUCACGGAGGAGACCCCAUCCCCAAAAGUCCCUUCAACAUCAGCGUGGCCCCCCCGCUCGACAUCAACAAGGUCAAGGUUCAGGGUUUGAACAACAAGGUGGACGUGGGGAAGGACGAGGAGUUCUCCAUCAGCACUCGGGAGGCGGGAGGUCAGGGUAAACUGGAGGUGAAGAUCACCUCUCCGUCACGCCGGCCAAUCCCCUGCAAGCUGGAGUCGGGCUCGGCCAAUGAGCUGCACUCUGUGAAGUAUAUCCCCCCCGAGGAGGGGCAAUACCGCGUGGACAUCGUCUACGACGGGAACCCCGUUCCUGGGAGUCCGUUCAGCGUGGAGGGCGUGAUGCCGCCGGACCCUUCCAAGGUCAGAGAC